AAGGGCUCUGUCGACGCGGGAAUUCGGCAGCUGAUUGACCAGAUCAAUGCGCAUGCGGGACUGGUCACGACGAGCAGCUGCGCCGGGCGGGUGAGUGUGUACCUUGAGGGCGCGAAGGCUACUACGGCUGCCGGAGGAGGUGAAGAAAAGGGGACUGCGUCUGCGGUAGGCACGGGCACGGUGACGGGCGGCCAUGGCCAGAACGGACCGCGCGGAGCAGCGAGUUCUGCUGGUGGGAAAGGCGGAGGAGAGUGGUUGUUUGUGUCGCAUGAUCCGGUCGAGGAGGGACGUGGUGAUGAUGGGAGCGAGGAGGGGUAUGAGAAAUUCCUGUUGGGCCUUGGGGCGGCAGAUGAAGCAGCUGAGCCAAACGCGGGAGAGCUUCUUGAGCUGACGGCGUCGUCAAGGCUGAUCCAUUUCAAGUUCGAGCCGAUGAUCCUGCAUGUCCUAACAGCCUCGCCCGAUCAUGCUCAGUUGGUUAUUCAGGCGGGUAUGGAGGCUGGUUUUCGCGAGACCGGGGCUGUCAGCUUGCUCAAACGCCAGCCGGACAAGGAAGCGAUGCCCAUGGUCGCCGUGCGAUCAAUGGGCCUGUCUUUUGAGUCGUUGAUUGGGGCCGAAGCACGCGGUGUUCGCCAACUGAUUGUGACGCCGGAUUACCUGAAGACACUUGUGCAUAUAGCCAAUGAGCGAUUUGUCGAAAACAACAAGAGGAUAGCUAGGUUUAGCGCUGCUCUUGAGGCGGUUUCUUCCUCUCCUAAGGGCAAGGCUGGUUGGGAAGAUGCCCAGGCAAGAAGGGAGCGCAAACGACAGGAGGGUCUGAGACGGCGAAAGGAGCUCAGGAAAGACAGCAAGUCUGCGGAUGAGACCGGCGAAGACUUGACACUGCAACAAUCAGACGUGCUCUAAUGCUCGGACUCGCCCAGAUUGCAACGUCUUUCUACUCCCUUGUCUAUAGCCCUGGGAAUCCUUUCGCUCCUGGCUUCCGAGGCCAACGGCCCCUUUGUUACAUGAUAUUUUGGUAUACAACACUGUCCCGGCAAUGUCAAGCCGCAUCCACCGCCUGCCAACCAAAACCCCUCAAAUCUAGCUGACGACCUUGUCCACCCACCCCUUCUCUAGCCUCCUGACUUCGU
Messenger RNA from Parathielavia appendiculata, 1130 nucleotides. RefSeq lists its product as uncharacterized. The transcript has 2 exons. Lineage: Eukaryota; Fungi; Ascomycota; Sordariomycetes; Sordariales; Chaetomiaceae. The record is from RefSeq and is a predicted model, not a curated record. The coding region runs from base 430 to 903 and encodes 157 amino acids.